Messenger RNA from Dalotia coriaria, 1277 nucleotides. Its product is annotated as nuclear control of ATPase protein 2-like. The coding region runs from base 1 to 1203 and encodes 400 amino acids. The transcript has 2 exons. The record is from RefSeq and is a predicted model, not a curated record. Lineage: Eukaryota; Metazoa; Arthropoda; Insecta; Coleoptera; Staphylinidae.
AUGAAGAGUUCGUCGUCGGGCGGUUCUAAAUUCAAUUUCGUGCGGCGCGUUUUAUCGCGCACAUCCACUCGCAAUCGCAGUCUCAGCGUCUCAUCCACCGCCCCCAAUAACAACACCGACAUGGACGCGAGCGCAACGCCGAGGUCGACCGCCAAAUUUCAGUCGGAGCUGCUUCUGCUCAAGUCGCAAAUCGAGAGUUUACAAAUUUCAGUGCACCACAUGCAGACGGACAACGCCACGAAGGAAAAGGCACUCGCCGCCGCCACCCGAGACAAGGAACAGCUCAGUGUCGACCUCAAGAAGCAGCGACGCUCGAAUGCCAACCUCAAGCAGCAACUUGAAGACGAACGCAGCUUUUACUACAAAGAAAAGGAACAAUACUGCCAGGAGAUGAACAGCGUUAAGAAACAGCACGCAGCGACGCCAUUAUCCGCACAGAAAGAAAUCGCCGAGCUGAAAAACACACUCAAUCAAACUCUUGAAGCAAAUUACAAUCUUAGCGUUAAAUUCUUACGGAUGAAGAACACCAAACUUGCAUUAACGAAACAAAUCAAUAAAUUAACAUCACAACAUGAAGAAUCUUCGAAAUAUUGCAAAAACAAAGUCGAAGAACUCGAAAACCAUAUGAAUUCGUUAAUCCAUGAAGAAUUCUACAAACCAAUUCCACCAUCGAGUAAAAAAUAUCUACACCUCCUCAAGAACAAUGGCACGUUAAUUCAUGAAAACUUACAAUUGCAACAGGAAGUUGAUCGACUCCAUGCCGAUAUCGAACGGAUAAAAGUCAAUAACAUCCGGAAUGAAACCAACAGCAAACUCAAACUGAUUCAUCACGAUUCCAUCACGUCCAAAAGCAGUGUUUGUCCAAAGUGUAAACUGAAAGCAGAUUCCAGUCGUACUGAGCGGAGUAUAAAAUCCCACUCGAGAUCAUCACAAACAUCCACAUCUAGACGUCACCAUCAUCAUCAUCAUCAUCCGCAUCGAAAUCAAAUGAGUUGUAAGUCGAUGAAUUCGUCCGAUUUGAGUGUGGAGGUGAUCAAGAUUGAGAAGCAUGGUAAAUUGACGGCUAGUAUAGCUAAUAAUGAUUGUGUGGAUGUUGAUGUGACACAGUCCAAGUAUGAUCUGAUGACAGUCUCCAAUUCGAACGUUGCGCUGAGCAAAAGCGAAGAAGUUAAAUCCGCGCCUGAAAUUUUACGAAAGGUGUGACAUUCUGAUGUCUGCGAUUCGAUGAGGGCAACCAAUAAAGAAAUAAAGAUAAGACAAUGUACCUAACCUUAAAA